Molecule: messenger RNA, 1641 nt
Organism: Danaus chrysippus (African queen)
Lineage: Eukaryota; Metazoa; Arthropoda; Insecta; Lepidoptera; Nymphalidae
Source: the annotation of a GenBank genome assembly
AUGAAGGCUUAUAUGAAAACAUUAGUAUUACUGUACGUGUGUCUGUAUGUGUCUGGUAGUUUGUUGACGUCUGUCAUUCAAGUGGGUCAAGGCAAGUUACGUGGAGUACGCAGUUCCUUCAAACAGAACAGGUAUUUUAGUAUACCAUACGCAACUAGCGACAGAUUCCAGCCUCCUCGAGAGCCACCAAAGUGGAGAGGGAUAUUUAAUGCUAUAAAUCCUUUUGUGAGAUGUCCACAAAAAAUAUCCUUUUUCGUAACUGGCACCGAAGAUUGCCUUUACUUAGAUGUAUACACUCCAGAACAAGUUAAACCUGAACACAAACUACCAGUUAUGGUGUUUUUUCAUGGUGGAGCAUAUUUUAAGGGCAGCAAAGAAUUAUACGAUCCAGAAUUUCUAGUCAUGAAAGAUGUGAUAGUUGUUAUAGUUAAUUAUAGGUUAGGGGUCUUGGGAUUCUUGUGUCUGAAUGGAGUAUCUAAUUUAGGAUUAAGAGACCAGGUAGCAGCCUUGAAAUGGAUUAAAAGAAAUAUCAAUGCAUUCGGUGGCGAUCCCGAUAAUGUAACUCUAUGUGGCCAGAGCGCCGGCGCCAGCUCGGCUUCAUUACACUUAUUAUCAAAACAUAGUACGGGUCUAUUCCAUAAGAUGAUACUUAUGAGUGGUACGGCGUUAUCGACUUGGGCAUUUAAUAUCGAGCCUCUCAAGCCAGCGAUGCAAGAUGCGCAAGAAAUUUCUCAUGUCAGCAACGAGGAGGAGGUGUACAAUACAUUUGCCAAGGCGCCGCUGUCAGCACUCAUGUACGCUACACACGACACCUCAGUAAACCCACGCUACUUUAAGUACUCGCCGUGUGUAGACGACACAUUCCCGGACCCAUUUUUCCACAAUGCGCCGUAUGAAAUUUUUAAAUCGGGAAACUUUAACAAAGUCCCCGUAAUUAUAGGUUAUACUGAUAUGGAAGGUGCAUUUUUUCAUAGAUUAUUAAGUGACAAAUUAGCUAAGGAUUUAAAUGAUAAUUUUAUGGAUAUGUUGCCAUGCGUAUUCUCGUCAUGCUUGGAUGACGAAAAGCAGAAUAUUGGACGAAUGAUACGUUCCCAUUACUUCGGUAAUAAAACCAUAAGUUACAAAACAUCAUACAUCGGCUUGGCGAAUUAUUUUUCAGAUUGGAUUGCAUAUGGAACAAUUAACCCGUUUUCUAAAAUAUUGUCACAGUACUCUGACCAACCUGUAUUUAAUUACCAGUUUUCAUAUGAAGGCGGAAGAAAUUUUGGCAAAUUUAUUUCUGGUUUCAAUUUCAAUGGGACCACACACGCUGGGGAACUAUUUUACAUUUUUAAACCUUUAGGUUUAUCGCUACCACUGUUGGAGAGAGACCAAAGAAUGAUCAACAUAUUUACCACUUUGAUUAGUAAUUUUAUGAAAUAUGGAGAACCAACACCAAACAAGGGCAACGUAAAACUUCACUGGCCUUCAGCAAAUCUAAAUUCAUCAAACAUCUUAGUUAUCGAGGAGAAAAUGUCUUUGAUUGACCUUCCUCAUAAACAACAGCGAGGCGAGUUCUUCUUGAAGAUGCUGUGCACGUUUGGGAAAAAUGGCUAUGUGCCUUGCGAGAGCGAGCAACUGUGUACAGAGGAAAAUAAAUAA